AGAUAAGGGUGAAACAGAGAGAAAUGAGGAAGAUUGUGAACAAGAGAGAGAAGAGGCGUUCUCUAACAGAAAGAGGUAGAGGAGAGGAGAGCUAACUGAGAGUUGUCUCACCAAAAGAGAGGGAAUAUUUUAUUAAUUUUUCUUCUGUUCAUGUUAUCACCACUGAUCAAACAGAAUAAAAACCUUGUUAAACUGGGGGUUUCUUCAAUCUGAACUCAACUGUAAAACAGAUUUAAUCUCAGACUGAUUCUUCUUGUGGGACUAGUUUUAUUAGGAUCCUACUAGUUGUCAUAAUACCAGUCUGUCUCUGAGAUGGGGUCCAGAUCUCUUCUACUUGUUCUGGGUCUUCAUUUCACUCUUCUGGGGAACCUAGAGGCCAUAGAUUGCGGCCUGGGCUUCAUGGUCAAAGAGAAACAACAAUGUGUUGAUAUAGAUGAGUGUGAAGAGUGGGACAGUAACCCAGCCUGUGGAAGUAAUGCCACAUGUUACAACACACAGGGGAGCUUCUACUGUCAGUGUCUACCUGGGUUCAGAUCCACAACGACUGUCAACUUUACUGCUCUCACUGGAGCGUGUAACGAUCUCAAUGAGUGCCAGAAGAAACCACAGGUUUGUGGCAGCAACGCCGCUUGUCUCAACACCAUCGGGAGCUACUACUGUCAGUGUAAACCUGGGUUCAGAUCCACAACCACUGUCAACCAUACUGCUCUCAUUGGGGAGUGUAAGGUUUUUGUCCGCCUCCUCAAUCGCCCCCGUGGCCUCUUACAACCAUCGCCGCCGACCUCCGACUGGGGACCCUAGCCAUGGGUCCAGAAUGGACGGGAGAUUCCGGCAGUGCCGGACAGGCGGGAGACUCCGGCAGCUCCGGAGUGAAGGACGGCUCGGGCAGCUCCGGAGUGAAGGACAGCUCCGGCAGCUCCAGACUGACUGACGGCUCUGGCAGCUCCUGGCUGGCUGACGGCUGUGGCAGCUCCUGGCUGGCUGACGGCUCUGGAGGCUCCAGGCUGGCAGAUGGCUCUGGCGGCUCCUGGCUGAAUGGCGCCUCUAGUGGCUCCUGGCUGACCGGCAGCUCUGGCGGCUCCUGGCUGACCGGCGGCUCUGGAAGCUCCUGGCGGCUCUGGCGGCUCCUGGCUGACCGGCGGCUCUGGUGGCUCCUGGCU
Oncorhynchus kisutch (coho salmon) is the source of this 1160-nucleotide messenger RNA. Its product is annotated as adhesion G protein-coupled receptor E1. The record is from RefSeq and is a predicted model, not a curated record. Gene Ontology annotation, molecular function: heparin binding; calcium ion binding. The coding region runs from base 313 to 801 and encodes 162 amino acids. NCBI's taxonomy places the organism in Eukaryota, Metazoa, Chordata, Actinopteri, Salmoniformes, Salmonidae. The transcript is spliced from 4 exons.